AUGAACGCUGCCUUGGACGCCCUCCUAGCUGGGCGAUCGGUGGGGGAGGCUACCCAAGAAGUGGCUGAAGCUAUCUCUUCCAAAUCGUCUAGCCGACCUCCUCCUCCGGCUCUGGUUACUUCUCAGGCUCCCCGACCGAGCUCUCGAGGCGUCAGGUUUACCAGGACCUCCAGCCGCAGCAGGUCGAGCUCGGCUUCUCAUUCUGCUCAGGUCCCUAGGCCCCCACGGGCCUCUACCGGAGGGGCAAAAAAGGCUCCUAGGAUCGCUCCUAGGCCGGUCGAAGACCCAGAGCUGAGGAGGACGAAGCCUGCUUUGCCUUCUAGCGGUGUUUCCGAGGAGAGACUCGAGGCCUCCAUAACUGAGGAUAGGGUCUCUGAAGGGGGGAUGGAGAUUAUCCCCGCUGGCGAGAGUGCUCAGGGGGCUCCUGUCGAGGUCGCCCCUAUUACCGAGGAGAAGGAGCCCGGACCAGUUAGUGAAGUUAUCCCUCAGGGCGCUGUGGAAGGGGCUGAGUCCGGGUUGGUCGAGGUCGUUCCUCCUCGAGGGAAGUCGUCGACUGCUUUUAAGGGCUCUGCAGAAGGGGCUGGGAGUAAGUGUCCCCCUCCCUCCAAAGCUAUGGCCCCAGCUCCCGUUUCCAAGAAAGCCCGGGCCUCUAGGAGACCGGCUCCCCCUCUGCCUCCCCUUGAGAAGGAGAAGACUUCUGUGGUGCCCCUGCUAUCUGCCCCAGACAACGACAUCUUGAACGCAGAGGACAUCAGUCACCAGUCUCCGGCGAGCGUCGUGGUGGAGAUCUUGCGAGGAUGA
Molecule: messenger RNA, 801 nt
Organism: Manihot esculenta (cassava)
Lineage: Eukaryota; Viridiplantae; Streptophyta; Magnoliopsida; Malpighiales; Euphorbiaceae
Product: verprolin-like
Exons: 1
Coding region: 1-801 (266 amino acids)
Source: RefSeq, a predicted model, not a curated record